AUGGCGGGAGCUCAGAUGAUGAAGAGGAUCCCGCGGAUUAAAUUCCCUCAGAGGCAUCCAAACCCAGCAGGUUCAAUCCUCUUACGUUUCAUCUCUUUUUCUUUUUCUGGAGUAUAAACGAAUUUCAUUUUUAUUAGGGUUUUGAUCUGUAGAUUGUUGAUGUUUAUUUCUCUAUGAACUCAGAUUUAUAGCUAUCUUCUGAUGUUUAUUUGGAAUUGAUGACUCGCGCAUCUUCAUGGAAGUCUUUCUAGUUCGCAUUUGUCGACCGCACGCAUGGGCUUGAGUUGCUGCCGUCGAUAUCUGUGGGGGGCUCCCUGUUGCACCAUUCGAAUGAGAAGUUUAUUAUUUGGCCCAAGGAUUCUGGGAAAUAUUGGGGAACAGUUGUUGGAAGACUCCUUUGUGGUUGUUUUGUUGGCGAUCUUCUGUGCAAUCCACCACUAAACCAACGAUUGCAGGUCAACCGCGAAGGAACUCGAGGAAAAGGUGGGAGGGUUGACAUCAGGUUAAAUACCGGUGGUCUUUAGGGAAGAGAUCAUGGUUAUACUCACGAACACUUGCUUCUGGUGUUUGUCGAUUGGUCGUGGCCCUGGUUCUUCAAUCCUGUUGAAAAUGGAGAUACAUCCAGCAGUUGCCCCAUUUACACCAUGGCUAAUGAAUAGGGUACUAAAUCAAGAGAAAAUAUUAUUUAUUACUAAAAACAUUAUUUAUAGCGUUGAUCUUGAUGUUUUAGUGACACAAAAAAAAAUACAAAAUUAUUAUAUCUCUGAAAAAACUGGGUUGCGCUUAUUUAUUCCCGCUAUCUACAUGUACCUGGUGGACAUGGAGACCAUUUGGACUGACAGCACUUGGCUAUGGUCAUUCAGGAUCGGCAUCAAAGCAGCAGAUACCCUCAUCUGCUCAGGAGGCUCAACAGCCACAUAAGUCUGAGGUUCCUGCUCCACCUACCAACACCGCUGUGGGAGGGAGGGCUUCUCUUCAGCCGCAUCGAACACCUGUCUCCGAAAAGGAGAUUGAAUCUAUUCUGGUACUUCCUAAUCGUUUUGCCCUCUUCAGAUGCCAUAGUCGGGGAUAAUUUUGUUGGGAAAAAAUUGUUUCUGAAGAGAUAUCUGGUGAAGAAUGCUAAAGAAAUAUGUCAGUGAGGAAGAAAAUGAAUUUAGUUGCUAUCUUAUCGACUAGAUGUCGCAAUAGUAUAUGAACACUUGAAAGGUUUUCGAUGCUUCGUUCCAAUCUCCUGGGCUUGUGCGUACCCGUGCCCUUCCUCAAUUCUAUGUCAAAGGAAGCUGAUUAAACAGACAUUUUCAUGCGCGGAAACGCAAGGCGAAGGUGUUUCUUUCUAUUUUUCUGGACUCGAACGUGCCCUCCCAUUUCAUACCAGAUGGAAGCUGAUGAACCACGCACACACCGGUGCAUAUUAUGCAAUGGAUGAGACAGUGGAGGCCAAUUCUUUCUGAGAAGGUUUUUUGGGUCCUUUUUUGUGGUAGAGCCGUUGAUUUAUUUUUUUUGGAAUUGCCUCAGACUUUCUCACCAAGAUCUUUCCAAAAGCUUUAUUCACCAAACGCCCCGGUUGCUCAAGGAAUGAAUAUCCUGAUAAAUAUUUAAUUAGGUAUUAGCACCUUGGGUUGUUUCAACAAAGUGCAUGCGCUUUGGCAUUCAAUCUACACAUAAUGCAUAUAAUCUUCUCACCAGAGAAUUCGUUUUGUUCUGGCAGUUGGGUGGCAACUUCUGA
Spirodela intermedia is the source of this 1726-nucleotide messenger RNA. Lineage: Eukaryota; Viridiplantae; Streptophyta; Magnoliopsida; Alismatales; Araceae. The record is from the annotation of a GenBank genome assembly.